CACAGCUGUUCUCUGGAGUAAAAUAAACACUUCUCAACAACAUAACCUUGUACUUCAGAUUUUGUCCUCUUCGAGGCUGAAAUGAAUCAUUAAAUUGUCGAAAGUGGCGAUCUCCGCCCAAAAAUGGAAAGGCAGUUUUUCCACAAGACAGUUCAACACCUGGCACGAUGCCUAGCCGCCAUAAAAGAAAUCGAAUGGGAGAAGCUGCUGCCCUUAAUCUCUUUAUGCCCCGUCGAGACUACGAGUGGUGUUUUUCGAUUGAGCAACCGUGACCAAGAUGCCGUAAUUGCACUCGGAAUCUACCUACUAGAAUCGGGUCUACAGCAUUCGGAUAAAAUCAUCUCCUAUCUACUUUCUUUGGCGAGAGGUCUCAUUAAGGCAAUCUGGAAAGAUGAGAUUCGCACAUAUCCUACUGACCGUAUACCGAUCGCAGAGAAAUUCAGUUUCUGCAUCCACACGCUACUUUGCGAUCUCGCCGUUAAGGCGGAGACGUUUCGCGAGGAAAUCAUCAACUGUCAGGUUGACUGCUUCCUAAUACUCGUCAGUACCGUUAAAACGAUACAAGAACAAGAUGCGAUCACUAGCGGUACCAAGCUGCACCUUUGCAAGAAUAUCUUGCCGGUACUCGUCGGACUUGCUCGAGCCAUGGGCAGAUUUCACAUGUCCGAUCCGGCUCUCUUUCUACGCCUCUUCCCGAAGGGCGAGCCACCGAUCGUACCGAACCGGACCGAAAAGCCGAUCGUUUACAAGCGGAGCGUCAGCAACUUUCGACCGAUCGUCCCUCGCAGCCUUUCGGGAAAUCUGACCGCCGCGCUCGACAUCCUCGCGAUAACGCAGUUGUUACCGUUGAGCCUACCAUUACAAACAGCGCUGCCAAUACUGGGCUACGACGUAACGGACGUGGCCUUCAGCUCGGACCAGUCGCCGAACCAAGGCGCGACAAACGUCGACUUCUCGACCUACUUCUUCUCGACGUUCGGCUCGAGCUUUAACCAAUUCCCCCACCUGCGCGUUUCAGAUGCGUCCGAAAAGAAACCGCGACUCCUCUUUCCGGUAAAUCACUUACAGACGAUCCUCGGUCUGGCGAAGAAGCUGCUGACGAAGGACAUGCUCGCGUUUAUGGACGAGCAGUCGCUCGAGGUGUACUCCACCGGGAAAAUUAAGAUAUUUCCGUAUAAGACGUUUUCGGAAACCAUAAAUUUGGUUAUGGUUACGCUACUGCAGGAGCUGCUGCAGCCGCAGAUGGAUCUGCCGGUUCCUUUCACUAAAGACGUGCAGGAGUUCGUGAAAGGACUCUUUCUCAACGGACAAACCGAGCUGCAAAGUCGCAAUCACGACGCCAGCGAAAGGGAGGAGCGCGAAAGUAACUACGCCCUCAUCAACAAAUUCAAGUUGAACGUAAUGGCGAACGCGGCCUGCGUUGACUUGCUAGUGUGGGCUAUUAGGGACGAAACCGUCGAUGAAGAUUAUAAAAUUUCUUCCCUUCACAAUGCGCUGAACCUCAUAUUAGGCGCCGAUAGCUUGUGCGGGCGGCUAACGGAGAAGAUCAACUCCAGUAACGGGCACCGUCUCAUUCUGGCCCACAUGCCGUUACUGAUGGUGUGCCUGGAGGGCCUCGGAAAGUUGGCGUCCAAAUUUCCGAACAUCGCGUCGACCUCGAUCUACUGCUUGCGUGACUUUUUAAUCACGCCCUCGCCGAUUUUGUUCAAAUUACACCGGCAGGCCAACGAAAAGACCAAGGAGUUCAAACUGAACGUUAGUGGCGCGCUUAGGCCGGAGAUGAAGCCGUUCUCUUCAGUGCAGUGGGCCUUUGAGCGGCUGCGCGACGUUGCAAUUGAAAACCUGUGCUACGCGUUAGAGGCGGCACAUACUUUGGAUCCGGACUGUGUACGCGCGCUCGUCGCGAGCGUGUCCAAUCGUCUAUUUACAGCCGAAAAGAGCGACAGCGAGUCGACGUUGAUCUCGACGAACAUCGUGAUCAUGCUCGGGCAUGUCGCCGUGUCAAUGAAGGGGAUGCCGAAGACGACCGAGACAAUUUUGCAGUUCUUUCUGCAGAGAUUUUGUCGCGUGCCAUCUGCUCUUGACACUUUGAUCGUCGAUCAGCUCGGCUGCAUGAUUAUCGCCCAGUGCGGGCCGCACGUCUACGAGGAUGUAAUGAAGCUUUUUACCAUGAUUACUGUCGAGAGUAGCAAUUCCGCUUAUGGGAAUGUCGCCGAUGAUAAAAAACAAUACCGACACGUUUCGUUGCCCGUUGUGAACGCCUUGGCGAACAUUGCCGCCAAUAUACAAGGCGAACAUCAAAUGAACGAACUGCUAAUGCGCCUAUUGGAGCUGUUCGUGCAGCUGGGAUUGGAGGGGAAGCGCGCGUGCGAAAAAUCGCCCGGCCUAAAGGCGUCGAGCUCCGCCGGCAACCUGGGCGUUCUCAUUCCCGUCAUCGCGGUCCUGUUGCGUCGCGUGCCGUCGAUCGCGAAGCCGAAACCUCGACUUCACAAGCUAUUUCGCGACUUCUGGUUGUACUGCGUCGUUAUGGGAUUUACGGCUUCGAACUCCGGAUUGUGGCCGCAGGAGUGGUUCGAGGGUGUAAAGGAGAUCGCCGUAAAGUCGCCGUCGUUGGUCUCGCAAACGUCGCGCAGCUCCGAGAUGCGCGAGCUGCUUUACACGAGCGCCGUACGUAAUGACAGCGUGUCCUUGACGGAAUUGCACGAGCUUCGCAUGCAAAUUCUGGAUCUGCUCAAGAAUUCCGCUGACGUGUCCGCCUUCGUUAACAAGCUCUCUUUCACUCAGUGCACUUUUUUGCUGAGCGUCUACUGGGUUGAAACUUUAAGAGUUGAGCACUCCGGCGAGCCGAGUCUCCAACCGAUUAUGGAGUAUUUGUGCGAUUACGCGCUGCAGAAGGACAAGAUGGGCAUGUGGCAGUGCGUGUCGUCCGUUUCCGAGCGCCUUUUUGAAAAGUUCCUCGAGGCGAUGGCGAAUAAACCCAAGGACGCCGCGCGCGAGGCCGACCUGGAGCAGCACGCCCAAUUUCUGCUCGUGCACUUCAAUCACAACCACAAGCAGAUUCGUCGAAUCGCCGAUAAGUUCUUGGUUAGCCUCGUCGACAAGUUUCCGUACUUGUUGUGGAAUCGACGGGUGCUGUGGACGAUGUUGGAUAUUCUACAAGUGCUGUCGCACUCUCUACAGAUUAAUCACAAUCAGGAGACGCCCACGCUGAAAAUUCCAUCGACGCCCUACUCCAUUCAGCUGAUGGACACGUUGGAGGCGCGCGAGAUGAUCGUUAAGGACUUCGCGGAUUACUCAAAGCGAAUCAUGAUGCAGGCAAUGACUUGGGCGCCCCAAUGGACCCGAUCGUACAUCGUGGAGUACUUAAACCAGAUACCGUGGUCGGGUAUGUGGCAUCACUCCGGAUUGGCCUUGGGCAUCGAAACUGUCCUCCAAUACACCAGCCUGAACACGACGAGCGCGUCGCUCAACGUGAACAUCUUGGAGCGUCGACCGAACUGCGUCAAAAGCGACGCGUCGAGUUUCGCGUCCGCCUUGAAUUUACGCAGCAAGUAUCACGGGGAGGUCGCAGGAAUGCUCCACGUUCUUGGACCGCAAGCACGCAUCGAGCUUACGGAGAAGCUGAUCGAGAACGUGUGGACGGCUUGUAGGGAGAAGUCGGAUUCCAUUCACCAGGAGGCGCUGUGGCGCGCGACCGCCAUGUUGAUAUCGAACGCGGUGCUCGUCCGCAAAUUACUGCACUGCAUCGCCUGGUCGCAAGUGGAAUUAUUUACCUCUAAAGCGAUGCGGACCGCCGUCGAAUGUUGGCAGUGGUUAGUGACCGCCCGUCCCGAUUUGGAGAUGCGCUUCCUACAGGACAUGAUUUCGGCGUGGAAUUGUACCGUACAAAAGCGGUUGGGGUUGUUUUCCGUCAUGCCCCCGGAGGUGAACCCGCUGGCCGUACACGAAGGGUGCAAGUUGGAGCCGAACCCGCCCUUCGUAAAACCGCACGGAAUUUGGUUGCAAUUCAUAAGCGACAUGAUCGACAUCGCCAAGUACAACAGCUACGAAAAGGUCGAAAUGUUCGCCAUGCUGAUCCACCGUUCGCUCACGAUGACGGUCGGCACGAAUCCUCCCCCUCAAACUCGCGACGUGUCCGCCGUCGGGGUGCGCUUUAAACUUUUAGCUUGCGGCCUGUCGCUGCUGCAAGGCGACGUACUCCCGAAAAACCUCGCGAAGAACGUCCUGAGGGAACGCAUCUACUGCAGCUGCCUGGACUACUUCUGCAGGCCGGUCUGCUGCCCCACACAGGACGCGGAGGACCUGCGCAAAGACAUCGACGCGCUAAUACGAUUCUGGCAGAACAUGUACGCCGAUAAGAAGUACCUGAAGGCGAGCGACGUGGGCGAUCUAGACAUCGGCACGAGCACGACGACGCCGCUGAUGGCCUCGCUGCACACGCCCGAAAUGGCGAGACCAAACGAGUUCAAUCGACCGACGACCGGUUGGAUUAACACGGUACCGUUGUCGAGCAGCACCGCGACGCUCAGUAAGCGAUCGGCGAAAUCGAAGCGCAUUCCCGUCGCCGAUAACUUCGUCAAGUGCUACAUUAAAAAACGGAAUCUAAUUUUGGGGCUGCUAGCGGUCGAAAUUGAAUUUCUCAUCGUUUGGUACAAUCCGAGCUCGCGGGCCGAACUAAUGAUGCCCGGCACGGGAAACAUGGCGGCGUGGCGUGCGAAGACCAUCACCGACAAGCAGUGGCAGGAUUACACGCGCCUCGCGUGGGACAUAUCGCCCGCGCUCGCCGUCUACCUACCGGUAAGGCUCAAGAAUUUGGAUCCGAUCAUCAACGAGGUCCGCCACCAAGUGAUCCAAAAGCCGAUCAGCGUCGGUCACAUACCGGAAGCGCUACAGUAUCUGGCGACAACGGACACGAUCCUAAACGAUAAUCCGAAGUUGGUUCAUAUGCUCACCUGGGGGAAGGUGUCGCCCAUACAGGCGCUGUCGUACUUCAGUCGUCAGUACCCUCCACAUCCGAUUACCGCCCAGUACGCCAUAAAAGCGUUACGUUCGUAUCCCCCCGACGCAGUAUUAUUGUACAUUCCUCAGAUUGUUCAGGCACUUAGGCACGACACUAUGGGAUAUCUAGUCGAAUAUAUUAAGUACAUAGCGAAAAUCUCGCAAGUGGUCGCGCACCAAAUAAUCUGGAAUAUGAAAACGAACAUGUAUACCGACGAAGAAAUGCAGCAAAAGGACGUCGUUCUAUACGACGUGCUCGACUCGCUGUCGAACAAGAUCCUCUCGUCGAUCUCCGGCCCGGCCAAGCAGUUCUACGAGCGAGAGUUCGACUUCUUUGACAAGAUAACGAACAUUAGCGGCGAGAUCAGGCCGUAUCCGAAGGGGCCCGAGCGCAAGCAGGCCUGCCUGACCGCGCUCGCCAAGAUCAAGGUGCAGGCCGGCUGCUAUCUGCCGAGCAAUCCGGAGGCGAUGGUGUUGGACAUCGAUUACAAGAGCGGAACGCCGAUGCAAAGUGCCGCCAAGGCGCCGUACCUGGCGAGAUUCAAGGUCGCGAGGUGCGGAAUAAACGAACUGGAGAAUAUUGCUAUGGCCGUUUCGAGCAAUCAGCAGAGCUUAACUACGAACAGUGCGAUGUCAAUGGGACCGGAAACAUGGCAGGCCGCCAUCUUUAAGGUGGGAGACGACGUUCGCCAGGACAUGUUGGCGCUGCAAGUGAUCAGCAUAUUUAAGAACAUCUUCCAACUGGUCGGCUUAGAUCUGUACCUUUUCCCGUAUCGCGUCGUCGCCACCGCACCAGGCUGCGGCGUAAUCGAGUGCGUUCCAAACGCGAAAUCGCGCGAUCAGUUGGGUCGACAGACCGACAUCGGCAUGUACGAGUACUUCCUGAAGAAAUACGGCGACGAGGGGUCGAAGGAGUUUCAAAGCGCGCGCAGGAACUUCGUCAUGUCAAUGGCGGCGUACAGCGUCAUCGGUUUCCUACUGCAAAUUAAAGAUAGGCACAACGGCAAUAUCAUGUUGGACGUUGACGGGCACCUCAUCCACAUUGACUUCGGGUUCAUGUUCGAAUCGUCACCGGGCGGGAACUUGGGCUUCGAGCCCGACAUUAAAUUAACCAACGAGAUGGUCAUGAUCAUGGGAGGCGUGAUGGACGCGGAACCGUUUAAGUGGUUCUGUGAACUGUGCAUUCAGGCGUAUCUGGCUGUGAGGCCGCAUCAGGAAGCGAUCAUCUCUCUCGUAUCCUUAAUGUUGGACACGGGCCUGCCUUGCUUUAGGGGUCAAACCAUCAAUCGAUUGAGGACGCGCUUCUCGCCGAACGCAACAGAUAAGGAAGCGGCCGCUUACAUGAUGCAGGUCAUUCGCAACAGCUAUCAAAGUUUCAGGUCGAAGACGUACGAUUUUAUUCAGUUCUAUCAGAAUCAAAUUCCUUAUUAAAGUAUUUCUGUAAAUUGGUGUUACUAGUUUAGGGUAGGUGGUUUAGGCUGUGCCAAAGUAUUGCAAUUUAGUGAUUUAUGUUUCAGCAUUAUGUGUAUAUUGUAUUGACAAAUAAAGUUAUAUUUUUGUUUUUGUUUAGAA
Messenger RNA from Photinus pyralis (common eastern firefly), 6570 nucleotides. RefSeq names its product phosphatidylinositol 4-kinase alpha (gene Pi4KIIIalpha). Bases 124 to 6429 code for a protein of 2101 amino acids. Gene Ontology annotation, biological process: phosphatidylinositol-mediated signaling; phosphatidylinositol phosphate biosynthetic process. Lineage: Eukaryota; Metazoa; Arthropoda; Insecta; Coleoptera; Lampyridae. Gene Ontology annotation, molecular function: 1-phosphatidylinositol 4-kinase activity. Gene Ontology annotation, cellular component: plasma membrane; cytoplasm. The record is from RefSeq and is a predicted model, not a curated record. The transcript is spliced from 20 exons.